UGCCCAGUGUGCCACCGCCGUGUCACUGGACUGCGAUGAUCGUGUCCAACGCGAGCCUGAGCGGCUGCGCGGGGGUCAACAGCGCUCUGUGCGCCGGAGCCGGGGAAGGGCACCUUAGGGGAGGCUCAUACCGGACCACCCUCACACCGACAGGGAACCUGGUAGUGGCAGUGUGCCUGGGCUUCAUUGGCACUUUCGGACUUAUGAACAACCUGCUUGUGCUCGUGCUCUUCUGCCGCUACAAGAUGCUGCGGUCGCCCAUCAACCUGCUCCUGAUUAACAUUUCCAUCAGCGACCUGCUGGUGUGCGUACUGGGGACUCCGUUCAGCUUCGCGGCCAGCACGCAGGGAAGGUGGCUCAUAGGAAAAGGGGGAUGCGUGUGGUACGGCUUCGCCAACUCCCUGUUUGGCAUCGUGUCCCUAAUCUCCCUGGCUGUCCUCUCCUAUGAGCGCUACAGCACCAUGAUAGAGCCAACCGAGGCUGACUCCUCCAACUACUGCAAGAUCUCCCUGGGCAUCACCCUGACCUGGGUCUACUCCCUCAUCUGGACCCUGCCGCCACUCUUUGGCUGGAGCAGCUACGGCCCAGAGGGUCCCGGGACCACCUGCUCUGUUGACUGGACGGCCAAGACGGCGAAUAACAUCUCUUACAUCAUCUGCCUGUUUGUCUUCUGCCUCAUCGUGCCGUUCCUGGUGAUCGUGUUCUGCUAUGGGAAGCUGCUGUGUGCCAUCCGACAGGUGAGCGGGAUUAAUGCAUCAAUGAGCAGGAAACGUGAGCAGCGCGUGCUAUUCAUGGUGGUGAUUAUGGUGAUCUGCUACCUGUUGUGCUGGCUGCCUUACGGCAUUAUGGCCCUGCUGGCCACCUUCGGGCCGGCGGGCAUGGUCACACCCGAGGCAAGCAUCAUCCCCUCAGUCCUGGCCAAGACCAGCACGGUCAUCAACCCAGUCAUCUAUGUCUUCAUGAAUAAACAGUUUUACAGAUGUUUCCAAGCCCUUCUGCGUUGUGAGGCUCCCCGACGAGGCUCCAGCAUAAAAAGCUCCUCCAAGGUCGCCACCAAGGCCAUAAGGGGUGUAGCAGUUACCGGUCCCCGCCGAACCAAUGACUUCCUAUUUAUGGUAGCUUACCUGGGUCAACCGGCCACCACGAUGCCCCGACUGGGACCCUCCUUUGAAGCCACCAAUGAUGUUACCAAAGCAGCCUCUUCAGACAACAACCAACCUGUCGCAGUGUCACUAGUGGCUCACUUUGAUGGCUGAUGAUUGGCUAUAACCACGAAAAGUCCCAAAGUCCCCAACCAGGAACUCAUUAAUAAUGAAAGAGGUGGUUUUACUGAGGCUUGGAGAGCAGCAGCCUGCAGUCCACGUGGAUUUAACACGGCUGUUGCAUCAGCCUGCCCCAGCUAGCAGAGAUGGUGGACCAAUAACAAAGGCAAAUCUUGGACUGCCUCUGGACAAUAUGAGUAGAAAUCAGAGGUGGUAAACCUGCAGAAGCUGGGAGUCUGUGUUUCUCUGCGAAGAAAGUAUAUGUCCGUCUUGAUAGGCAUGAGGCAUUUGAAGACUGGUAUGGUAAGAAAAGAGGAACUGUAGGGAUCUUUUAUUUUGUGCAAUAUCUAAUGUUUGGUAUUCACUCAUAGAAUGCCAUAACAGUUAUUCAUUCAGAGUGCAGGAAGAGGGUUAAGAUGCAUUUUUGUAUUGCUUCCUUACUGACUGUUAUAAAGUGAGGAAGAAGAACAGGCAUUUAUUAUGCCAGCAUGGUAUCAUUCUCUUUAGCUUUUAUUCCCUGCCAGAAAUUUUCAUGUAAUUCAUCACUCGUCACUUUGAAAUGCAUAAGUGGUUUAUUAAUGAAGUUGUUUAAUAAAUGGUUUAAUAAGUAAUUUAUUAGACUUGUAGCACUGCUAGCAUGCUAGCAUCAUUAAGGUUUUUUUCUGGAGUAGUGAUUUUAAGGUCAAGGAAAUAGGUGCAUGUUGGAGAAUUAUUAGAUAGUUCCUUCAAUAACGACGUGCAUGUACUGUGCUGCAGUGUAAUAUGCAAAUGAGGUUGGAGAAACAUAGUAUCUGGUAAUGUUAAGGGGAUAGCAGAGACACAGAUACUUGACAUUGUCAAAAUCCUGAAAAUGAAUGCCUCUCUGGGCUGAUUUUAUCAUGUUUUCUAACUUGGCAUUUCCACAUGUACUUACAGCUGUGAAACCUGUUGCUUUUUUGUUUAUUGCACCCAAAGUGCAGGGUACUAUGUGUUCAAAAGGGAUUUGAAGGCACAGGCCAUUUAAUGUAAAAGAGCUCUUCAAAUAUGCUAAACAACUCAUAGUCAGAAGUGCAUGUGGACAGGCAUCAGCCUCUAAUCAUAGUUUCCACAAUAUUCAAACUAAUUUCGUCCACUAAGGUCAGUCUACUAUAAUAUAAUAAUAAUAUAAUAAUAUAAUAAUCUAUAAUUGGCAUCAGAGAAAGUCCUAACAGCAGACAUUACUCUUUCCAAGUGUUUUCCAGAGGGCAAAAGGACUUUACUAUACAAUACAUAUCUUUUAGAUGGAAUAAAAUUUGUUCUGUACAAAUUGUUUGCCACGUGCUUGUCCGCAUCUUGUUCAGUUUUUUGAUAACAUAUUUGACACUUUCAGUCUUGCAAUACAAAGAUAACUGCAGUUUCCGAAAGCAGUACAUCAAUGCUGUGUUGUCAGUAAAUGUCUAAGCUUUCAGUGGUGUGGUACUUUUCAUUACUGCAUACAAUUACAGUAUGUGUGCAGUUUUGUAAUUCACUUUUAGCACACUAACUGUUUCCUAUGUGCUGUCAAGAUCUUGUAUACAUUAAUGUACAUAAGUUGAUACCAAAGCUACAGAAACUUAGAUAUUUUUUGAAGGGUGCUUUUCAAUAAAGUUUCUUAUUCAAAAUCAA
Dicentrarchus labrax (European seabass) is the source of this 2885-nucleotide messenger RNA. Its product is annotated as vertebrate ancient opsin-like. Lineage: Eukaryota; Metazoa; Chordata; Actinopteri; Moronidae. Gene Ontology annotation, molecular function: G protein-coupled receptor activity. The coding region runs from base 36 to 1256 and encodes 406 amino acids. The record is from RefSeq and is a predicted model, not a curated record. Gene Ontology annotation, cellular component: membrane; photoreceptor outer segment. Gene Ontology annotation, biological process: G protein-coupled receptor signaling pathway; visual perception. The transcript is spliced from 4 exons.